This is a messenger RNA of Propithecus coquereli (Coquerel's sifaka), 470 nucleotides long. RefSeq names its product ribosomal protein S17 (gene RPS17). The transcript is spliced from 4 exons. The annotation marks the transcript as partial. NCBI's taxonomy places the organism in Eukaryota, Metazoa, Chordata, Mammalia, Primates, Indriidae. Gene Ontology annotation, biological process: translation. Gene Ontology annotation, molecular function: structural constituent of ribosome. Gene Ontology annotation, cellular component: ribosome. The record is from RefSeq and is a predicted model, not a curated record.
CCCUGUCCUCUCCGCCCACAGGGCCGCGUUCGCACCAAAACCGUGAAGAAGGCGGCCCGGGUCAUCAUCGAGAAGUACUACACGCGUCUGGGAAAUGACUUCCACACGAACAAGCGCGUGUGCGAGGAGAUCGCCAUUAUUCCCAGCAAGAAGCUCCGCAACAAGAUAGCAGGCUACGUCACACAUCUGAUGAAGCGGAUCCAGAGAGGCCCAGUGAGAGGUAUCUCCAUCAAGCUGCAGGAGGAGGAGAGAGAGAGGAGAGAUAACUAUGUCCCAGAGGUCUCAGCUCUGGAUCAGGAGAUCAUCGAAGUAGAUCCUGACACUAAGGAGAUGCUGAAACUUUUGGACUUUGGCAGUCUGUCCAACCUGCAGGUCACUCAGCCUACAGUUGGGAUGAAUUUCAAAACACCACGUGGAGCUGUUUGAAUCUUCUCUGUGCUGUAAUAUUUUAAUAAACUUGGGACUGCAGC